Coregonus clupeaformis (lake whitefish) is the source of this 4127-nucleotide messenger RNA. RefSeq names its product beta-1,4-galactosyltransferase 2-like. Gene Ontology annotation, biological process: carbohydrate metabolic process. Gene Ontology annotation, molecular function: glycosyltransferase activity. The coding region runs from base 1 to 939 and encodes 312 amino acids. The transcript has 7 exons. The record is from RefSeq and is a predicted model, not a curated record. Lineage: Eukaryota; Metazoa; Chordata; Actinopteri; Salmoniformes; Salmonidae.
AUGGCUCACCGCUCAUCUAUUGGAGUGGUUCAGGCGUCGUUGGCUCUGGACUGGCUGGUGAGGGAGGUGGUGGUGGUAGAUCCCCAGGUGCAGCAGUCUCCCCCAUGGAAGAGCCAGUCUGUCAGUUUACCCCCUGUGGGCCGCCUCCUCAUCGAGUUUGCCUCCCAGAUGACGAUGGAACGGGUGCAGAAGGAGAACCCCAAUGUGACGGAAGGGGGCAAGUACACCCCACCGGACUGCCGCACUAAGCAGAAGGUGGCUAUCAUUAUCCCGUUCAGACACAGAGACAACCACCUCAAGUACUGGCUGCACUACCUGCACCCCAUCCUACGACGGCAGAAGAUCGACUAUGGCAUCUAUAUCAUAACCCAGCUUGGUGAGGAAACCUUCAACAGAGCCAAGCUCCUGAACGUGGGCUACACUGAGGCCCUGAAGGAUGCAGAGUAUGACUGCUUCAUCUUCAGCGAUGUGGACCUCAUCCCUAUGGACGACCGUAACCUCUACCACUGUUACGACCAACCACGACACUUUGCCAUCGCUAUGGACAAGUUUGGCUUCAGGCUUCCUUACGCGGGGUACUUUGGCGGGGUUUCUGGGCUGAGCAAAAAACAGUUUCUCAAGAUCAAUGGCUUCCCCAACGAGUACUGGGGCUGGGGAGGAGAGGAUGACGAUAUCUAUAACAGGAUCACCCUCAAUGGGAUGAAGGUGGUUCGACCGGACGUACGGAUUGGCCGCUACAGGAUGAUCAAACACGAAAGAGACAAGCACAAUGAACCCAACCCACAAAGAUUCAACAAGAUCCAGAACACCAAGAACACUAUGAAGAGAGAUGGGAUCAGCACGUUAACGUACCGCGUGGUCCAGUUUAAGAAAUACCCUCUCUACACCAACAUCUCUGUGGAGAUCGGCAAACCUCCGCCCCGGCCUUUCAGGGGAUAGACAGAUCGAGAGACCCGGCCUUGACAUGGAGAGGGAGGGAGAUGGGGCAGAGAACGGUAAUGCACAGCAGAGAGCCUCCAUCUCUGCCCCCACCUCUACCUCCCUCAGCCCGAGCCAGACCCAGAUUCCCCCCCAUCGACAUGGGCUAGGAGCCCUCCCAGACCCCUCACAGCCCACUCUGAGUGGGGAUACAUAGCCAUUGCAGUCCAACACUGCCCACAGCUCAACGGUUACGGCAGGCCCCCAACCUGGGACGCUGACUCUGGGGGGACUAAUCAGAACAUACUAUAUCGGCACAAAAUGAAUGUGUACUGUCUGUGCCUGCAUCUAACGCAGGCUUUCUCCAUUUCCCAUGUCUCUGCCGUUGAGAAAUGGUUCUGGAGCAGAGCGACAUUGUGCACCAACUCCGGUCUCUCUUUGGUCUCUUUCUUUAUGUGGAUGGAAACAAGUUUGAGAGACAUACAGUGAAUAAAGACCUCCUGGUUGUGGAUGGGUAUGACUAUCUAAGGAACUGGUUUUGACCUGUUUGUGGAGAAGAGAGGUCCAGUAAAUAGAACAGAAGAUGAACUUCUGGCAUGGUUCUGACAGGUGAUCAUCAGACGUGUUCUGACGUGUUCUCACUCAUAGAGGUUAUAGUAGAUAGUGAUGGGAGUGUAAACCUUUGCUGUUUGACAAUGGAUUCAAUACAGUUUUAGAAGAGGAUCAUCUCUUGCUCAAAAUACAAGACUCUACUAAAUGUUUUCUUUUUAGUUUCAAAAUAAAAUUAUAAGGCAUUGAUAACCUAGUGGUGGAAAUUGUGAAUACUGUUGAUAAGGAGAGUCUAGUAUGGUGAAUAUUUGCAUUGUAGCAUUCAUUCCAUCCAUUCAAAGGCAGAAGCACACUGCACUGAGGUGAUAAGAACAGAACGGAAGUUAGUUAUUUCCUCAGGGUGGAUUCCCCUAGAUUAAAUGGAAAACUAGCCCACAUACAGUAAGAAAAUAUCAAAUAUCAUAUUACUAUUAACACUACCAGUGUAUGAAAGCCUUUUAACAUCUGAAGUAAGUAAGCUUUUUCUUCUCUCACUCUCUUCUCCUUUUUUUGUACUGCCUAAACACCAAACUGAUGCCUUCAGAAUUUUUAUGAGGGCCAAUGAUAAGGAAUGCUGCAUUCUGGGAUUUUUAAAAACAACAUUCCUGUUGUGUGAAGUGACGUGGAAAUCUUUUUGUACUAUCAAUGGUUUUCUUGACCAGGCUUGAGUCAGUGAGUAUUUACCCGUUUCCCUUCUGUUUAUUUUUAAGAGCCUUUUAAAGUUUGAGUGCAUUUCCCUUUUUUUUCUCGACAACACUCUCCACUGCCUUUUAUUCCUCUCUCUGGCUCUUCCAUACUUCUCUCUUUGUGCCGUGUGUCUGUGUGAACACCACAAUGUUUUUCUGUACUUGGCCGUCUGAUGAAUACACAGACAGCUGAGUCUGAAGCACACUGCUCCUCUAUAGAAAUAUCAGGAGGACAUCAACAAUCCUUUCUCUCUCUCAUUUCUCUCUUCUCUCUCUCAUUCUGCUGCCUUUUCAUUUUGGAGUGCGUUACUACUGGUGUGAGUUGCUGUGCCCUUGGAAAAGAGAGCACCUCGCAAAGUGAAUACUCUACUCCCCAUUCUACACUGGAGACCGAUGUCCUUUUACGCUACUCUAUUUAUCUGUAACUGUCAAAUGGAUUUACUGUGUAUGUACUGCUCCCUGAUAGCUGUGGACCACAGGAUUUUGAAUUUCACAUAUUCCUGCCUAUGGUCCCAGUAUAGUAUGAUUCAUCAGGCUGCCAAGCUUCUACUUUUAUGUUCCAUGCUGAGGGAAUAAUUCUCCAAAAGGCUAAAUAUACUACUUGGAACUUUGGGAAGGAGCUUUUAUAUAUAGCUAGCAUCAUCAUUACCUAAAACCUGUUUAACAGAACGAGCUCACUACUGAUGUAGCACACAACCCUGAAAAUGCUUGGUACUAAAAUUUUAUUCACUGGUUUCAUUAAAUGAAAUAAUUUGGGGGGUUUUCUGCUGAUGAUGGCUUUUUAUCAUAACUCCAGUCAAAGAUCUUACUGUACAAUUGGUGGAUAUUUGGUUUUCUGUACAGUAGACUACAGGAUGUGAUUUGUGUACAUAUCAGACUUGUAGACUCACUCAACAGCUAGUAGUGAUCAUUACAGGUGCAUGGACAGGCAUUAUCAUGUAAUUUGUGUUGUUAACAGAGGAAAACAUAUAAUAGAACUCAGUCUGUUCUGUUGACUUGAUAUCUAUAUAGAGAUCAUGACCCAAGUAGGCUACUACAGGAAUAAUAAAUCCUAUUGGUUCUAUUAUAUCAAUCUAAUCAUGAAUCAUAUUGGUAUAUCCAUGAUAUUAUCUUAUUUGGCCUAUAGGCUGUAUUCUGCCCCACUACCCCACACAUAGUGACUGUGGUAUAACAUUGUAGGUACUGUAUAAUACAGAUUUAAUAUGAUGCGUAUUGACAGGGGGACCUUUCAGCAUAAGCUUAGAGACAUCCUUCCCAGGACUGUCUCUCUCUCUCUCACAACUCGCCAGCUUUGAAUCAGUGAUAAAGCACCACUCCUUGUCUGUGUCCCAAAUGGCACCCGAUUCCCUACAUAGUGCACUACGGGGCUCCUAUGAGCCCUGGUCAAAAGUAGUGCACUAUAUAGGCAAUAGGGUGCCAUUUGGGACACACCCCUCUGUUCCCACCCUCCCCGCAGUCAACUAUUAUUAUCUUCAGUUUGUCCUGGUAAUGUAUAAUUGCGGGGCAUCAGCUUUUUUCGUUGACCAUGUUUUUGAUGCAGCCUUAAGUAGGAAAAGCUGGAAGGUGGAAUGCUAAUGUGCUGUCCACCCUUUGGAGUGUGUCUGAAGUUCUCUCUUCAUCCAUCUCCUGUUGGCAGACAUUGCACAGCAUCCUACUUCUUAUACGUUUCAACCAAAGGCUCAUUGAGCAAUCUUUUCCCUCAUUGUCAGAGUUUAAAGGAAGUGGUGGGUAACUGAAAGAGGAACAUGAUAGGGUGAGGGCAUUGGAGAACAACAUCAACUACUGACUGCCUCGGGCCUUCAAGCCUGAGUGCAUUUUUAAAGAUUCACUGUAUCUAUCUAGGUUUUGUACAUUGAAUGUUGAAAAUGUUAUAUCUUAUAUAGAAUGCAUAAUGUCAUAUCAAACCUACUUUUUCUAUACAAUCAAUAAAUCUGA